CACGGCAAAGACGUUUCUUAGAAAUAUUAUGCGUACGAUCAAAUCUAUGAAGAAACGAGGCCCUGAGAUCUACACGAGAGAGACUCCUUCACCGCUUCGUUCAUUGAUUUCGUUCACGUUCAGAAGACUAACACACAAAAAUGAAUAAAUGAAAUGUAAACAGUGUUUAGUCCCAGACUGCUUUGUGUUGUUAAAAGCACUAAAUAGAAAUUGGAGCAGUUCUGUUUAAAUAAUUGUUGUAAAAAUAGCUGUUUAACUCUCUCUGUUAUAAUUGCUUUUUACAUUCUUUUUCAAUUCAAGCUAAAACUUUUGCUGUGCAUGUAUAUAUCAGAUUUUCAGACUGGGGGUUAUUUCUCCAUCUCAAGAUGUUUUGUGUGUUUGAGGAAAGCUGCUGUUGGGUUCAGUUCAGACUGGAUGGUGCCGGUCAGGAGAGCUGACCAAUCAGAGACGCCGUUCUUGAUGAUGUUCACGUCAUCAAUCUGAGAGACGCUCUCUAGAUCAUUCCAGCUCCAGCCUUUCCUGUGUCCUGUGUGUCUCCGGAGAAGAGAAGAAACUCGGACGUAAAGGAGCAUGUCUUUGAGCGAUUGGCUCUACCCCGGAAAUCCCAAAAGAAGGGAGAAGGUUAUCCGCAGGAGUCAAGAGCUUCUUGAGCUGAUGAAAAACAACUUUCGAGCCACCAACAGUCUCUCUGAGAUCGUAAAUAAGCACCUGGGUUCAUCGUUCGACCCCAUCGCUCUGGACGAGAGAGCCACCGUGAAGGAGAACUGUGAAGUGAUGAUUGAACGCGUGAAUCAGAUCCAAGCUAAAGUCGAGGAGGUUAACGAGGAGCUGAAGAAUAAGCUGGAUCCUGCCAUGUAUGAGCAGCUACAAAAAAUGUCGUUCCACGACCUCAAAACUCUUUCGGUUGCUCAGAAACGUGUAAUCUCCUCAACCUGCCAGGUUUCAGCCGCGAUUAUAGUGACGGUUCUGAUGAAAAAAAUACGCGUUCUGACGAACAUAACGUCCACGUGUGUUAGAGUUGUGGGAGGGAUGAUUGCCACCUUCGUGGUUGGGCUGUUAAUCGAUUUGAUCGCUUCGGCUAUCAUAGGGCAUUAUGAGCGUAAACAUCUGGAGGAGGCCCUGGAAGACCACGAGAAGGUUUUGGUAGAGUUCAGGCCAGCAUCUGAACAAUACCAGGACGCCAUAGCUGAAGUGAAGGCUGUGAUUGCAUUUUUAUAAGAAGGAAUACACUCUAUAUACAAAUAACAGAUUGAAAGCAAAAAUUAUGUCUCAUUUUAAAUGAGUAAUAAAAACUGAAGCCAGAAGAAUAAUGUUCCUGUGGUGAAAUAAAUGAUUAGUGAUACCUUCAAAAGACUUUCAGAUUUCACCUUAGCAAGUCGUAGAUUGCUGUUUUAUUUAUAGAACACUAAUUUCAAUCCGACAAAAAUAUUUGCUGUAAUCGAAAACAUGCACGCAAUUAACUUUACUCCUAAAAGCAUGCACGGAAUUGAGAUGGAUGAGCUUGAAAUAAACUGCAGAUUCAAACAUGGUCUCGUUUAUUAAAGGAGAAUAUUUCACAUGCGUCACAGCCAUCUUCAGGUAUGGAAAUGUGGAAAAGAAAGCUAAAGCUCCAAUCUCCUCGUGAAAAAGUGUCUUGGUGAAGCUCGACGUCACACUACCAAUAUAAACAUAUCCUUGACUUAUAUCCCUAGACAUCUACACGGCAUUAGAGCAGCAUGCUUUCAUUUUUCAAUGUCUUCAAAUAUUUGUUUUGGUUAAUUUUUUACGUGCUAACAUGAACUGUUUACUGAAAUGUAGUUCAGUUCAGUUCAGUUUUGGUACGUCAGUCAGAUUCGAUCCUUUCCUUUUCACCGCCGCACAUAAUAUUAAUGAUAGUGUCUUGAGAGGGACUCUCUUCGGGGAAAGGGAAAUAAAAACCAAUGUGCUUUUCCUAAGAGAUAAUGAGCUCUGCUGAUCAAACUCUGCUUUUUUAAAUGUGAGCUACUUUCAAUUAAAGAAUGCAUAACAGGAACCAAAUAAAUCAAGACUGAUGGCUUGUAGUACAUGAAAAACUCAAUUAGAAUGUGAUACAGAACCAAGACUUUCCAUCACUUUUGGGACACAAACAGGAGCAGAGAUAAGUACUUCUGUUUUUUUUAUAGGAUUGAACUGUAAUUAUUUGUCAGCCAGACUAAA
This is a messenger RNA of Puntigrus tetrazona (Sumatra barb), 2175 nucleotides long. Its product is annotated as single-pass membrane and coiled-coil domain-containing protein 3-like. Bases 571 to 1218 code for a protein of 215 amino acids. The transcript has 2 exons. The record is from RefSeq and is a predicted model, not a curated record. NCBI's taxonomy places the organism in Eukaryota, Metazoa, Chordata, Actinopteri, Cypriniformes, Cyprinidae.